AUGUCUACUUCCGAAGAACAAUCUACACCUGCUACAAUUACCACACACCCUCUAUCCAAAGAACUUAGGUUGUGGCAGGGCGAAAAGAACCCUCGCCCAGAUGUACACGGCUUGUAUAAAAGACAACUAGAUUGGAGAGCACUCAACUCCAUGCAAAAGGAAGAUAGAGUAAAGUUGGUGAUUAAACGUGCGAACUUUUUCAAUCAUUGUUUUCCACCACCCUAUGCCCUUGGUGGAGCCACCUUCCGCCGGAUUGACAUUAUGCGACGAGAAGCUGCGAAGACUGGAAAUUUAGGCAAGGAAGGAUUUGAUCGACCAGAAAUGAUGCCUCUUGAUAUCCUAAACGCUAUAUAUCCAAGGAGCACAAAGGACCUUAAUUUGAUAGCUUUUCAGUUCGAAGGACCAUUGAAACUUCAAAUUGAAGGAGUCAAAAAAGUCUUUCAAGAGACCAUUGUGAGGUUUGAGGAAAGUGAGCUCUGUCAACGAUUCGAAUUAUUUUUCGAGAAACUAUGCAAAGAUGGAAAAUUCAACAAGAUUGUUGCCUUUGGAACUGGCCCAAUCGCUGUAAUCCAUGCUGGAAGUGCAAGUAUUCGAGUUAGAAAUCAAGUUCAGCAUGCAAGCAUGUUAACAAUUCGACGAGUAUGGGAGCGCUGCAAUCCAGGAAAGAGACUUCCAAUCUACCUCCAAGAUCCUCUGUACAACAACCAUUGCGUAGAAGUUGCAUACGAUCACAACAUGAGAAUUCUCGAUGGUGAUUUUGGCCAUCAAAUGGGUUGGCUCAAAAUCGACCAAUCGACCUUGGUCAUGUCAUUUUCUUGCACCUUCCCUCUUGCACGACUGGUGUCUGAAAUUGCAAGGCCAGCAGCUCUAUACUUCACGGGGGCGAUAGUAGAGGAUUUUACCAAAUUUGAAAAAGAUGAUCCGGCCCGGGUGUUCUCUUCCACACUUGCACUUCCUAAAGGAGGCAGUGUUGAUAUUCCAGGCUUAGGAGCAACCCAGCCAUCUUGGCCGUCAUUUGACAAAGAGUAUAGUGAAAAAUCACUCAAUGUCAAAGGACUACCUGUUGGAACGGAGAAUGAUCCUAUCGAGACACACCCGACAAUCGAAGGGUAUAAAGGUUCCUGUCAUCUCGGAGGUAACCCUAAAUUGUACAUUCGAAAGUAG
Botrytis cinerea B05.10 is the source of this 1164-nucleotide messenger RNA. RefSeq lists its product as hypothetical. Lineage: Eukaryota; Fungi; Ascomycota; Leotiomycetes; Helotiales; Sclerotiniaceae. The record is from RefSeq and is a predicted model, not a curated record. The transcript has 3 exons. The coding region runs from base 1 to 1164 and encodes 387 amino acids.